AUGGCGUCGACGACGGUGAUUUGGGUUGUAGCGUUUCUCAACUUCGCGUCAGCUCAGCAACUCAGUCCAGAGCACAGUGGCACUAUAAAUGGUGUGUGCAGAAGUAUAUUUUGCAACAAAAUAGAGAAACUUCCACAACUCAGCGAUUGCGUGGUCAUAUUGGGCAACCUACACAUUUUGUUAAUGGAGCAAGCUCAUAAAGAUGAUUUUCGAAAUAUGUCAUUCCCGAAACUAAAGGAGGUCAGUGGAUAUGUGGUGUUCUAUCGUGUUAAUGGUCUAGAAUCGCUGGGCCAAUUGUUUCCGAAUCUUUCUAUUAUUAGAGGGAAAGAAGUGGUGUAUGAUUAUGCUUUGAUCAUCUUUGAUAUGCCUGACCUUAAAGAGGUGGGACUUUACAGUCUUAUGCGCAUAUAUAGAGGCGGCGUGAUAGUGUGGACUGUUCCUCAGAUCUGCUACGUUCACACAAUAAAUUGGAAAGUUAUAGCACCUCAAGCACGCCAUGUGUUGGCCUCAUCUGAAGGAGCUAUGCACUGUAACUCUGUAUGCUCAUGUACGACAGAUGUUGCUACCAAUCACUGUUGGAAUAUAAAGAAAUGUCAGCGCUACUUGGAAGGUCCAGACAAGGAAAAGUGCAAUGAUGUAUGUCUUGGCUGUCGUAAUGUUAAUCCUAAUUUGUGCACCAAUUGUCGAUAUAGAACUUAUAGGGAUAAAUGUCUAACAAAAUGUCCUGUUAACACGUUGGUAGUAUCAGAUAUCGGAUAUUGUGUCACAGAGCCCGAAUGCCGCUACCUUGCUGGUUGGAAAUUCAAAAACUCUUGUGUCUUUAACUGUACAGCUGGAUAUAAAGCGGUAAUGGGUCCCAACGGUUACAGAUGUAUGCCUUGCAACAGAUGCGAAGAGACGUGUGGAAAUUUGACGCUACAUACAUUAGCACAAUUGCAAGAAGCGAGUAGAUGUGUGAAAGUAAAUGGUACGCUAAUUAUUCACGUUCGUUUUCUUCCGGAUGUGAUGACAGAGCUUAAAAGAUAUUUAGGACAGAUAGAAGAAGUGUCUGAUUAUGUUGUGAUUUACGGCAUGCCUACAGUUACAUCGUUAGAAUUUCUACCUUCACUCCGCUUAAUAUCUGGUCGAAUAUUGAGAAACAAAACUUACAGUCUUUUAGUAUACGACAUGAUAAGUCUCCAGAGUCUUUUUACAGAAAAUGUUACAAAGAAAUUGAUAAUUUCCAACGGAACCAUGUUGUUUAAUAGUAAUCCAAUGUUGUGUUCAAGUGAGCUUGAGAAGAUAAAGCACUUAUUUCCAAAAGUACCAGGCCCAGCAGACGUACCCCCUGGGGCAAAUGGAUACAGUGGUGGUUGUACUAAAGCCUCAGUUGGUUUACAUGUAACAGUUAUCAAUGAAACAUCGAUUGCAGUAAAUUUCACACAUGUCGCAAAUCCUGACGCUCAUUAUGCUAUAUUAUACAUGCGCCUGCCUCAAGGCUCCCGUAAAAUAUUCGUACCAGAAACCUGUAGUGAUAACGAUUGGUAUGCUUAUAAUAUUCCGAAUGAAAUUCAUAAUAAUAGUGUUGUCAAGUUAACCGAAUUAUUACAGCCAGCUUCAUCUUACGCCCUUUGUGUUGAAAAAUAUGACCCUCUUAAAAAGAUCCUUGCUCGUAGCGGAAUUGUUAAUUUUUCAACUCCAGUCGGAAAACCUGAGCCACCAUUUAUUUUAGAGCUAGUUGCUUCAUCUUCUGAAGUUGUAGUCUUAAGAUGGGUGGAUCAUAAAGUUUAUAGGCCUCAUAUAACUAGAUAUGAAAUUGAUGUGACUUUAGUUGAAAUUUACCCACAAGACGUUAUGGCAAGGGAUCAUUGUAAAGAGACAGAACGUUAUGAAGAGAUAGACAUUUUUAGACAUGCCGUAGUAAUGAGACCACCUCCAGAUUACGAUAGAGGUUGCGAGUCUAUGUGUGGAAUUCUCUCUACGGUUACCGCUGGAGCUAUGGUUGAAGAGUAUUUUGAUGUGUGUAGCAGUAUAGAACUUGGCUGCAACAACGUUGAAGCUCCUCCACCUACAAACACUUCGUUUGGAAAGUUUUUAAGAACUUUAUCGUUAAACAUAAAAGGGCCAAGAAAUGAUUUCCAAGUUGGAGGAUUAGCACCAUUUCGAGAUUAUCGUUUUAGACUGCGAGCUUGUAGUGGUAACCAAUGUAGUAGAUCAGCAAGGGGUGUGGUCAGAACACUGCGGGCCGAUUAUGCUGAUAUGCCAACAAUUGUUUACGCGAGUGCUAAUGAAUAUGGUUUUAUAUCUAUAAAAUGGGAUCCUCCCGAGAUAACCAAUGGUCCGGUAUUGUCGUACACGGUACAAGUAUCACCUUCUGUGAAGAUUGACGAUAGAUCUCAGUUAAUACCGCAGCUUUGGUGUCAAGCGGGACAUAAAACGUACAUGAUAGUGAAGUCUGUAAAAGUCGAUAGAUAUAUAGUACGUGUUUGUGCAACAACUCUUGCUUCUAGAAACGUUUGUAGUAAAAAUGUGAAAGUGACAGUUUUCACUAACGUCAGUUGGUGGGCCGGAAUCAUAUUUGGUAUAGUUUUAUUUACCAUAACAGCUAUAGCUACUUGUUUCUGGAAGAAACAAAGAGAUAUUAGUUACGAUUUACCACUUUUAUCUAAUAUUGUAGCAACAGGAGUAAGCGAGCCGCCUAGUUCGAUGAUAUCCGAUUUUAUACAAUUGUAUUCCAUACCAAUUCGUGAUACUGAAUUGGAUUGA
Molecule: messenger RNA, 2745 nt
Organism: Diatraea saccharalis (sugarcane borer)
Lineage: Eukaryota; Metazoa; Arthropoda; Insecta; Lepidoptera; Crambidae
Source: the annotation of a GenBank genome assembly